Molecule: messenger RNA, 1097 nt
Organism: Stegastes partitus (bicolor damselfish)
Lineage: Eukaryota; Metazoa; Chordata; Actinopteri; Pomacentridae
Product: trypsin
Exons: 6
Coding region: 92-847 (251 amino acids)
Biological process (GO): proteolysis
Molecular function (GO): serine-type endopeptidase activity
Source: RefSeq, a predicted model, not a curated record
UCUCAUCUGACCUGGAGAAUGUUGCUGGGUACGGGAAAGUCUGGAAUGGCCCUGCUGUCCCUGUGACCCAACCUCGGGUAAAAGUAAAAACAUGGCUCUACUGCAAAUCUCUACUGUGCUGUUGUUUUUAUCUUUGUCAUCAUAUUCAGAGACGCUUGCAGGGCGGAUCAUUGGGGGUCAGGAGGUGUGGCCGAACUCUAUCAAAUAUCAAGCAUCUUUGCAGACUGAGAAUGGGAAGCACUACUGUGGAGGAACCCUUGUGCAUGCACAGUGGGUGGUGUCUGCUGCCCACUGCUGGAGACCGAGCCCUAAGAUGAAGGUGGUGUUAGGUGAACACAACAUGAAUAUAGAAGAAGGAUAUGAACAGAUCUUCAAUGUCUCAAGAAUAUACGUCCACAACUAUAACUACAAGACAUUCAACAACGACAUCAUGCUGAUUAAGCUGAGCAGGCCGGCAGUACUGAAUGCCAAAGUCCAGCCAGUCCAGUUACCUGAUCAGUACACCCCUCCGAUACGUGGCAUGUGCAGAGUGAGCGGCUGGGGUGUGACGCGGGUUUACUCUUACUACCUCUCCCCUGUGCUACGUGCUGUGGACGUGAGCGAAAUUCCUAACUGUUACUGGUACUACUGGGGCAGGAUCACUCCAAAUAUGCUGUGUGCUGGAUCUCGAUACGGUGGCAAAGAUUCCUGCCAGGGCGACUCCGGUGGUCCCCUUGUCUGCAGUGGCUACUUUGAAGGCAUUGUCUCCUGGGGCAUCGGCUGCGCAAAUGCAUACUUCCCUGGCGUCUACACCAAAAUGAGGAACUACGUAGACUGGAUCAAUGGCAUUGUGAACGAAACACCGUGAACAGGCACUUUUUUACUUCAGAAACAAAGUGCUUGUUUGACAUGAUUUUUCAGUGGCCUUGUUUAAAAAUUAUUACUACCUUUGUGUUUUUAUAGCACUGAAUGUAACUUUACAUAUUGACCACAAUUGCAAGUUAUAAUAACGAGGUUUAGUCAUUUUUAAAAACAAGGUUUCCUGGAUAAAUGUUACUAUGCUUAUUAUUCAUUGAUUUUCAUUCAUACAGAAAUAAAUGUUAUUGUUGUUAUUAUUA